Molecule: messenger RNA, 1509 nt
Organism: Aspergillus pseudonomiae
Lineage: Eukaryota; Fungi; Ascomycota; Eurotiomycetes; Eurotiales; Aspergillaceae
Exons: 1
Coding region: 1-1509 (502 amino acids)
Molecular function (GO): hydrolase activity, hydrolyzing N-glycosyl compounds
Source: RefSeq, a predicted model, not a curated record
AUGGCUGAGCUUACCAAACUUCGGUUGUGCGAAAAUCGACCCCGGGUGUUUAUACUCUCCGAUAUCUCGAACGAGCCCGACGAUGACGAAUCUCUCGUCAGAUAUCUUCUCUAUAGCAAUGAAUUCGACACCCGAGGGAUAGUGGCAUGUACAUCAUGCUGGCUGAGACAGAAGGUUUCCCCGGAGAGCAUGGAGAGAAUUGUACAUGCCUAUGCAAAGGUCGUCGACAAUCUCAAUGCCCACGUUCAUCCCAGCAACCCGUAUCCCAGCCCGGAAUAUCUACUUUCUAUCAUCAAGAGCGGUCCUCCAGUUUACGGCCGAGCUGCGCUUGCGCCCGGCGUACCUCUCAGCUCCGGCGCGGAGCUUCUAGUCGAACAGCUAAAAGCUUCAGAAGAACCACUCUGGGUAAUUUCUUGGGGAGGCGCGAAUGUCCUCGCGCAGGCACUUCAGCAUAUACACCAAACAUGUUCGGCGACCGAGAGCGCUGCACUACGGUCGAGAUUGAGAGUGUACACCAUAUCCGACCAAGAUGAUACAGGGAUGUGGAUUCGAGUCACAUACCCGGAUAUUUUCUACAUCUGCUCUGUACACGCCUGGAAGGAGUACGGCAUGGCGGCGUGGAUCGGCAUAUCCGGGGAUGCGCUUGUACCAUUCGAUGAAGGGGGACCGGACGUCACGAAGGUGAAGAAAGAGUGGCUUCGAGAACACAUUCAGAUCGGGCCCUUGGGGCAAGCAUACCCAACGUACUCUUUUAUUAUGGAGGGCGAUACACCGACAUUCUUGUAUCUCAUUCAGAACGGGUUAGGUUCCCCGGAGCACCCGGAAUGGGGAAGCUGGGGCGGCCGUUACGCUCUCAGCGAUAUUGGAGGCGCUUCAAAGCAUUACGCCGAUGCUCGCGACACAGUCGUCGGCAAAGACGGAAAAUCUCAUACCAGCAACCAGGCGACUAUCUGGCGCUGGAGGGAUCAUUUUCAGGAUGACUUUGCGGCACGUAUGCAGUGGAGCUUGGGGAGUGAUAGAUCAAAAGCCAACCAUGCUCCUGUUGCUAUCGUAAAUGAAAGUAAUGCGGGGCCUGAUCCAUUGCUUCUAGAGCCUGUCGCGGGAUCCGAGGUUCUUCUGGAUGCAUCGCAGAGUUACGAUCCGGAUGGUGAUGAGCUCACAUUCACCUGGUUCUUUUACAAAGAGGUGACGUCGGCACAACAAGACAUUCAGUGGAUAGUCCCAGAUCUACAAUGGGACGUCGUUGAGGACGCUCAGAAGCCCAGAGGAAGUGUCAUUCGCGUGAAGAUUCCUCCACCAGCGGAGUGUGCGGUUGAUCUCGUCAAUGGCCAGGCCGUGGAGAAGGGUCAGGCUUUCCAUCUCAUUCUUCAGUUGCAAGACAAUGGAGUCCCCAGAAUGAAUACUUAUAAAAGGGUUAUACUUCAAACGACGAACCCUAAGCUCCUUGGCGGAACCGGGGAGUCAUUUUCUACCUUUACUGAAGUUGUGGAGUCUCGUGGAGAUAUAUAG